Messenger RNA from Protopterus annectens (West African lungfish), 10609 nucleotides. RefSeq names its product Rho GTPase activating protein 32 (gene ARHGAP32). Gene Ontology annotation, cellular component: fibrillar center; Golgi apparatus; cell cortex. Lineage: Eukaryota; Metazoa; Chordata; Ceratodontiformes; Protopteridae. The transcript has 25 exons. The record is from RefSeq and is a predicted model, not a curated record. The coding region runs from base 837 to 7607 and encodes 2256 amino acids. Gene Ontology annotation, biological process: small GTPase-mediated signal transduction. Gene Ontology annotation, molecular function: protein binding; phosphatidylinositol binding; GTPase activator activity.
CGCGCUUGGAGUGUGUUACAUACAACAUGAACGUGCGUAUUCCCUGGGUAGGUGGGAGUGCUUUUCUUAUUCUGGAGUACUGGGUUUGCGUCCCUUUUUAUUAACUCCCACUCGAAAAAAAAUUCUCAUAGACUGCUGAAGAUAAGGAAUGAAGGUAUUCUGUGGUGUGACCGCAGUUUCAACAGUCGAGAGUGGCUUCAUUUUAAUAAACAGAGAUGAGUUUUCUUUUCCCGAUUUUUUUUUUUUUUGGAUUUUGCCAGGCACCUCGUGACCGCAUUAAACAGAAAAUAGAUUUAAAAGAUUAUAUUUAUCUGUUGCUUGGUGAGUGCUGUUAGCCCGGAGAAGUGUGCGAACGUAACUGCUACUUUAUUUUCAACGCAGUGGGAAAAGGUUUCACAGCCGGACCAUCUCGUACAGAGUCGGGGACACCGCACGCUGAUAUGGGAGCUCUCCACUUCAUCGCGUGAGCCUUUCUCAGAGCUGUGACAAUCUCCUCUUGCUCUCUGCCCUUGUGAUUUUGUAAUCUGACUGUUGGAUAUGUAGACCGGGGGUCGGAAGAGUAACGUCGGCUCCUUACGAAGUCCUACGAGUGAGUCAGACUGAGGAAGAACUGGAAACCAAAUCACAUUGUGUUAAAAAGCAUUUAACAAAUUAAUAACUCUCUAUGAAUACUAUUGACAAAGGAGGAGCAACAAAAGUUACUAUGAAGUUGAAAACUUUUGAAGAUCAAGGUGUGCUUUAUCACUUUGAGAUAGGCUGGAAUUUGUUGUCACAACCCUGAAAAAAGGGAAAAAAAAAGUCUAGUAAGCCGCUUGCUCCUGUGGUGUGUGUGCAACAUGGAGGGAGGAUCUGGAGCCGCUCUUCCCAGUGCCUAUGCAGCUGCUGUCACAGCGGGGAUACUGGGAACCAGAGUCCAUGCUGAUGAGGCUGAGAGAAUGAAGUCCUGUUCACACCUGGAAGCUGCUGAUAUUGUUACAGAUUUACAGAGAAGCAUUCAUCCGCGGGAGAGGCCUGAUUGGGAGGAGACCCUGUGUGCCAUGGCACGAAGUGCAGAUAUUCCAGAGCUUACAGUGGAGUUACCUCUUCGAUCUUGUGGCAGCACAGCCAGUAUGAAAAUGAAGAAUGUGAAGAAAUUAUCUUUUGCAAAGGGACACUUUCCAAAACUGGCAGAAUGUGCUCACUUCCACUAUGAAAAUGUUGAUUUUGGAAGCAUCCAGCUCUCUCUCCCAGAGGAACAGAAUGAAUUAACAAGAAAUGGCUGUGAAUCAAGGGAGCUUGUUUACCUUGUCCAGAUCUCUUGCCAGGGCAGAAUUUGGAUUGUAAAUAGGAGUUAUGAAGAUUUCCGUGUGCUUGACAAGCACCUACAUCUAUGCAUAUAUGAUCGUCGCUUCUCCCAGCUCCCAGAAUUGCCCCGGUCUGACUCCUUGAAGGAUUCCCAUGAGGUUAUUACCCAGAUGCUGAUGGCCUAUUUGUCCCGGCUAUCUGCUAUUGCAGAUAACAAAAUUAAUUGUGGGCCUGCUCUUACAUGGAUGGAGAUUGAUAAUAAAGGGAACCACCUUCUGGUGCAUGAGGAAUCUUCCAUUAAUGUCCCUGCCAUUGCAGCAGCUCAUGUCAUUAAACGAUACAUUGCACAGGCAGCAGACGAAUUGUCAUUUGAGGUGGGAGAUAUUGUCUCAGUUAUCGAUAUGCCACCAAAGGAAGAUACCACAUGGUGGAGAGGCAAGCAUGGAUUUCAGGUGGGCUUCUUUCCUAGCGAGUGUGUUGAGCUGAUUAAUGACAAAGUACCUCAGUCUGUCACUAACUCCAUGCCAAAACCAGUGUCAAAGAAGCACGGCAAGCUUAUUACAUUCCUUCGCUCCUUCAUGAAGUCACGCCCUACAAAACAGAAGCUGAAACAGCGUGGAAUCCUGAAGGAAAGGGUGUUUGGUUGUGACUUGGGAGAGCACCUUCUUAACUCUGCCUAUGAUGUCCCUCAAGUCCUUAAGAGCUGCACUGAAUUCAUUGAAAAAUUUGGCAUUGUGGAUGGGAUAUAUCGCCUCUCUGGGAUUGCCUCCAACAUACAGAAACUUCGCCAUGAAUUUGACUCGGAGCAAAUCCCUGACCUAACAAAAGAUGUUUACCUCCAGGACAUUCACUGUGUUGGUUCACUUUGCAAGUUGUAUUUCCGAGAGCUACCAAACCCCUUACUUACAUAUCAGCUGUAUGAAAAAUUCUCAGAUGCUGUCUCUGCUGCUACAGAUGACGAACGUUUAGUUAAAAUUCAUGAUGUCAUCCAACAACUACCUCCACCUCACUACAGGACACUUGAAUUCCUGAUGAGGCAUCUAGCACACCUGGCUACCUUCAGCUAUGUCACUAACAUGCAUACAAAGAACCUGGCCAUUGUAUGGGCACCUAAUCUACUCAGGUCUAGGCAAAUUGAGUCUGCAUGCUUCAGUGGCACAGCUGCAUUCAUGGAGGUACGGAUCCAGUCUGUUGUGGUGGAGUUCAUUUUGAACCAUGUAGAUGUCCUGUUCAGCCAAAAGCUUAGUUCUGUGAUAAGGGAUGGAGCAGGUCACAGCUCUCUCUCUAGACCCAAGUCCCUUCUGGUUUGCUCUCCAUCAACAAAGUUGCUGUCUUUGGAGGAAGCCCAGGCACGGACCCAAGCACAAAUCAGUUCCCCAAUGACUACAGACAGUAAAUACAUAGAGGUUGGAGAAGGGCCUGCUGCACUACAAGGAAGGUUCCAUACGAUCAUUGACUUCCCUCCUGAGAGGAAACGUCCCCAAAACAAGAUGAAGAAAUCUCCAGUUGGUAGUUGGCGAUCCUUCUUUAACUUGGGAAAAUCUUCAUCAGUCAACAAGCGGAAAUUGCAGCGCAAUCCCAGUGAGCCAUCCGAAAUGAAGACCAUAGCACUUCCAGGCGGCAGAGGUGAUACUGGAACCCUUCGUUCUGCAAAAAGUGAAGAGUCACUUACAUCUCUGCAAAACAUUGAUGGAGAGACAAGAUUAUAUCGGCCUAGGAGGCCUAGAUCCAGUAGUGAUGCCCUCUCUGUUGCAUUUAAUGGACAGCUACUCGAAAAUAUGAACCACUGCAACUCAUAUGACAACCUUCCACACAAUGAAAGCGAUGUAGAUGAAGGGUUGAUGCAUGUUCCUGCUCUUAUGUCACCCAGGUCUGAAGAGGAAGACCUCAGCCCUCCAGACAUUGGAGCAACAAGCCUGGACUUUGAUCCUAUGUCUUUUCAGUGCAGCCCACCACAUGCAGAGCCCGAACAUAUAGAUACCAGCACUUCCCAGUUAGACUCACUUGCCAGCAGUAAAGACAUCCAUUUUGGGGCCAAAAGAGAUAUGGAAUCUGGUAGUCAGUCUCAUACUCCAGAUAGUGCAACAAGCUCUGAGCCCAUUUCACCAGUGCAGAAGAUGAUAAGCCCUUUUUUUUCUCCAGAUCUAAGCCCUUCAGAAGAAAAACAACCAAAAGUGACAACAUUUGCAGAGAAAGUUGUGCAUGCAUUCUCACCAAAACUAACUCGAAAAGGUACAAAAUCUCCACCACUUAAUAUUUCUGAGCCUGUGCCUAUUUCUCUUCCUACCCGGAUAUCUGAGAUGUUAGGAGGAAUGUCCACAACCACCUUCCCACCUUCUUCUGUUAAGGAGCUGCCAGGUGAUGUUGAAAAUACUGACAAACUGUCAUCUCAGAUGAUGUCCCUACUUCUGAAAACAAAUGAGAUGAAACUUAGUGAUGACUUUCACCAGGAGAUGAAGAACAAUGUUUUUUCUGCUGAGACAGAUGUCAGAGAACAAACUGCUGAUCGGACCAUUCCAUCUAGUCUCAACAAAGAUGUACACCAUGUACCAGCACAACCAGGUGCUGUAAUAAUGGACCACACUCAGGAGCCACUUACAGUCAGCUGUAUUCCUCUUCUUCCUCCCCCUCCUCCUCCUAAAAAUGCAGCACGGUUGCUGGCCUUGGCUUUGGCUGAAAGUGCACAGCAAGCUGCCGUUUGUUCACAGAGAAGACAGUUAAGCCAGUAUCAAGACUCCAACUUCUGCCAGUCUGAAUACAGUGAGGAGAAAGCAGUAGUGCUAGACUGGCAGUAUCCCUCAACAAGCUCUGUUGCAGAAAGAAACAUUCCAAUCAUCACACCACAUGUGGCAGCUACUCAGAACACACCACCAAUAAGUUCUUUGGCUAUUCACAACAGUGAUGACCACCAGAGCACAGCAACCAGUUAUUUGAUGAGUAGUCAGUGUACUCCAGUUGACAGCAGGAACCCAUCAAGUGCUAGUCUUAUGACAACCAGCCAGCACGUCACAGUGCUUAAUCAAGGUCUAAUGCCUAUCAAUCAGAAGACAGACAGUCAUCAUACACACCGCACUAUAUCCAGUACUGUAACCCCAAACAAUGUUACAGCUAUGCAGUGCACCACUCAGGUAACAACUGGUACUGUGCUUGCUAGUCAAGUAGUAUCCAGCCAGCACACCACUCUACCAACUCCCAACAUCAUGGUUACCAGCCUUGCGGCAUCCAGCCAGCAUGCCACUCUGCCUGUUUCAGUCUCCUUGGAUAUGAGCCAUAGAACAUCCAGCCAGCAUACUACUAUGCCUGUACUCAACACCAUAACUACCAGCCAUGCAGCAUCCAGCCAGAACACCACUCUGCCUUCUCCCAUCUCUGUGGUUACCAGUCAUGUAGCAUCCAGUCAUCUCACUACUUUAACUACAUUCAGCACCAUAGCUACCAGCCAGCCAGCAUCUGUCCAGCACAGCACUCUGCCUACUGUCAGCACCAUGGCAAAUAACCAUGCAUCAGUCAGCCAGUACAUCAGCAUGGCUACCAGUCAUGAAACGUCAAGCAUCCAAAGCAUUCUGCAUUCGCCUUGUACAGUGGCUUCCAGCAGUGCAGCGUCCAGCCAGCAAGUCAUUCUGCCUUCUACCAGUACUUUGGAUAGCAGUCAUGCAACAUCAGUCCAGCACAGCAAUUUGCCUUUUCCUAGUACCUUGGCUACCAGCACUGCAACAUCAGGCCUACUCUUGCACAACAUUCUUCCUUCUGUGAUUCCCAGUCAUUUGACAACCAUCCAUUCUGCACCUGCUUCAAAUGCAUUUAGCAGUGUGGCAGCCAGCUAUCACUCACUCCUCCCUAUCUCCACUACAGUAGCUACCAGCAGUGUGACAACUAUUCAUCAUGCACCGCUACCUACUCCUAGUUCAGCUGCUACUAACCAUGUGGCAGCUAGCCAAGUAGCAAAGGUUCACUGGUCAGCAGAAGUACAGCAGCCUGUCAUGGGACAAGUUCCAGCUUCAAGUACAGAUGAACCUAGCAUUUCUAAACAGGUGCGAGGAGGAUUACCCUCUCAGAUUACAGAACGACACUGUGAACCCAGGAUGGCUGAAUCUGAAGCAGCUCCAGUUUUUCCUUCUAAUUUGUCUUACAGUGGCUCUACUUGUACAGCUUUGACAACAUCAGCAGGCCAUACUGGGCACCAGGAGAAACCAAGAGACAUCAAACCUCCAGUUUCACAGCCUUGGACAGAGUCUGUGCCCCUUCCCCAUUGCUACAGCUCUACACCACCAGUUCCUCCCAUCCGUUCACUUGAGAGUAAACUUGCUGCUGCUGCACAUUCCAGUCAGGAUGCCAUUUGUGCUUUUAACUACCAUUCUUUGCACAGUGCUACUCCUCCUAUGCCUCAGUGUCCUGAUGAAGCAUUUACUCCACAACCACCACCGCUGCCUAAGCACCCAUCUCUUCAACCAGCAUAUAUCAAUCAUUCCAAACUAGAAGGCAUGCCAACUCCUAGUGCACCAGAAAAUUUUGUCCACAAAAAGCAAGUUGCUCUCCCUCCACCUGCACCAUUUCAUUGCAAGCCAGAAAGUGAGACGCAUGUUUUAUACCAUAGCAAGUCAGACCAGCAUCAACUCUACGCAUCCAGAUCUGAGAACAGCCCUUCAAUGGCCAUCAGAUUUAACACAUUUAGCACUCAGCCCAGAACGCUUUCAUUGCACCUCUCUAAGCCUCGCCAUUCCAGAACAGAUUACCCAUUUAGUGGUAAUUCUAAUUUACGAACUUCUGGCUAUUCCCAGUUGGAGAGUCCAGCAUACCCUACUAUUAGACGAGUGCACUCACUUCAUGCAACUCCUUCGUCAGUCCGCUCAGUUCCAAUCUCGCGUACAGAGGUACCACCCGAUGAUGAUAAUUUCUAUUAUUCACGAACACCUUUUCAGUAUAAAGGCCAUCAGACCACUCUUCCACAAUCUGAUUAUCAUGUGACACAGUUACAACCUUAUUUUGAGAAUGGUCGUGUUCAUUACCGGUACAGUCCUUAUUCCAGUCCGGGCUCUUCCUACCUUUCUUCUGAUGGAGGCUUUUAUAAUGUGGAUCCAUAUGGAACAGUGCGACUCAGGCAGUUUCACUCCUUUAAUGCUCGAGAUGUUUCACCUUACAUCAACAGAUUUCAGAUGAAAAAUUCACACCCUGCUAUUCCAGCAUAUCUACGUGGAGGCACCCUUGGGCAUCCACUAGGAAAGGAGCACAGUUUUGUCAGUCGGGAUGUACCACCAUCUGAUGUCAAGCAACUGUACAUGCCUUGGGAUCCAGAAGAGAGAGAGAAAUAUCGCAUGCAGUCAAUAAAGCGAGAAAUACGCACUAGACAAAAGGUAAAAGGGCCAGUGAUGUCACAGUAUGAUAAUGUCGUUCCUGUUCUUCAGGGAGAAAUGGGAGGGCUUGAAGUCAUACAUCUUCGUAGUAAAUCAGAUCCUGGAAAAAUUGGCUUACAGGUGUCUGGGGAGGGGAGAGAAGGAAAGUAUUUGGCAGCACUAAAAAUGCCUGAUGGAGAGGACCAUUAUUAUCGCCAGUCUCCAGAAAUGGAAAUAGACCGAUCACAGUAUGCUAAUGUACAUGGAGAGGGACAAAUUGACAAACCAACCCUUCCUCAGAAGCAAACCAGUAAUAGGAGCAGGAAGCAGCAGGAUUUAAACUAUGAUUCUUCUGAACACAGAACCCACAUAACACAGAUAAGCCAAAGGCAACUCCCAGAAUCAAAAAAUGGUCCACCUUACUAUGUAGUGACCAAUCCGAUACUUGAAUAUAAUUCAAAAAAUUGGCAAGAACUUCCAGAGCCAAAAGGCUAUCAAGGUGCCCCUGGUAAGUACCAAGUAACUGUGCAAGAUUCUGCAAGAGGGAACAGAGAAUUGAGGGCCCAUGAGUUGGACAGGGCAACAUGGGUCCGACAGGCAACUGGAAAUGAAAUCCCCUCCAGAGACGACUACAAAGAGGCAGAACUGUUUGUUCCAUCCAUACCUCCUCCAAAACCUGAAAGGGGUAGCAGUCUUCGUGUUCAGCACCACCCAGAUACCCCAGAAAGGGACCAAGGCUCUCAGCUUACAUACCAAACCUAUGGUAAUCGACACAGUACAAUGACUGUAGUAUCUCAGUAUGACAAUGUUGAGGACUACCAUGCUAUGCCUCAGCAUCAGAGAGCUAACUUUGUUGGCAGUACUGGUGUUUUCACAGCUUCAAGCCUUCCUCACCCACACAGCAGGGCAUUCACCACUGCUUUGGGGCAAGGGACUUUCCUUUCCACAGAUCUAUCUUUACAAAGACCUGAGGCAGAGAUUCGUACAGACUGAGCAGUACAGGACAAACAGAUAGUAGCUGAUGCAGCCUCUGCUGGCCAGUGGACUGUUUUAUUUUUUCAAGAAAAACUUAGAAACUGUUUUUAUUGUUAUAAAUGUAACUUUUCUUUCAUUGAAAAAACAGCUCUGAAUGAUCAUUUACUUGUGCAAGAAUAUCAAAAGAAGUUGCUUUAAUGAAAGAAAUGAGAAGGUGGUGGUAAAAAGCAUAGAAGCCCUACAGUGAAGGGUUCAAGUAUGAAAUAAUUUUUUGUGAUUAUGACUAGUUUUUACCACAUGAUUUUUGAGUGCCUGUUCCGCAAGUGUUGUAUGGCCCUUUUGAUGAUCUGCACGUCUUUCUCGAAUUGAGUUAUCAAUGGCUACCCUCAAAAAACAUUUAGGGAUUAAGUAAAAACUUUGAUUAUAUCUUUUAGAACAAUGAAUAGUGCAGUCAGGGCAGGUAUGAAUGUUCCCUUCGUGCCAAAGUAAGUUAGGCAACAUUAGUGAAAUAAAUCCAUUGAUUGUGCUCAUCUCCUAUAGUUCAGACUCCAUGCCAUUCCUGUUAAAGGAGACUUCAAUUAUAGAUUAACAAUUUUUUUUCCUUAAGUAGUCUAUUAGGUGUGCCUGUGCCUGCCCCCUCCAUUUACAUGCUGGCAUCACUGUUGAAAAGCGUCAUUAAGAUAUUUUAUUUUCCAUGUUUAGUUUUGUUUAGCCAAGUGUCUUGCUAUGCUGUGCGUGACUUCCUGAUGUGCUGUUCUGUGCAGAACAGCAUGGAUGCCACACUUCAUACUAGAUGUAAUUGUAACCUUUCAGAAAAAUAGAAAAAUGUCUGGUAGACCCCCCACCCCCCACCACCACCACACACACAUGUUUCCAUUUGUACAAAAUGUAUUUUUUUUAUUUUUCCCUUAGUGUUGAAUAACAGCAGUGAGGCAGAAGGUAUCCUGCGAAGUUGUACAAUGUAUCGUGCAAAAAAAAGAAAACAAUGAAGUUAAUAGUUUCUCCAAAAGUGUAAGCAAAUAUCAGUCAGCAGUAUUAGUGGCCUGCAUUUGUGAACAGAUUUGAAUAGCUUAGAGGCUAGACCAAGUGUCUAACAGGUCCCCCCCCUCCCCCGGUACCACUAUCUGACCACCUAGCAGAGGUUAAAAGUAUGGAUUGAAGAAUGCAGGUAAAUUAGCAUACAGAGGUAUGCAGCAUAUGUAUAGUGGUAAGGUCCUGUGCUAUGCCUUUUCAGAAAACAAGAGCAGAAUUUGGGGGUGCCUUGUUCUUGGUCAUUAGCAGUGUCCAGGACGUUGGUCACAUUUAAAAGUUUCCACCUCAUAGUGUUUACCAUACCACUUUACCAAAGAAGGAUCCUUGUUCUGUGUAGGGUGGUUGUCUGAGAGUAUAUUAAGUUAAAUAGUUGUAAGAGAUAUAAGGAUGGUGCUCUGGUCAGGAGUGGCCCGCUGUAAUCUCAAUGAAAGGAUCCAUCUAAGUGUACUGUAUUAAAACUGCCAUUUAAUGGAUGUAAAACAAUUUAUGUUUUAAAAAUUUGUGCUAAGAGUUCUGCUUUUAACAAGACCUUCAAUGUCAUAAACCCCUGAUGAUAACAUUUUACAUAACAGCAAUGUGAGUGAAAAACUUUUAAGCCAAGUUUGUCAAGGACAAAUGUUUGAAUAGGUGAACGUCUGUGCCCUGGGGUGGUAUUAACAGUUGGAGAGAGGGCAGCAUUCUAUAUAAUUUAACAUAACUGUAUUUCAGCAGGUGUAGCUUCCAAGUUACUAAUCCAGCAUAUUAUUUCAAAACUGUACUAAUGCUGACUUUUUCACUUACUGUCUUUAAGCAAUUAAGCACAACUAGACAAAGGUGACCAUACCUCAUGCAUUGGUGUUAUAAAGCCUAAAUGAGUGACUCGCUAAGUAGUAUGUGAGGACAUAACCUGUAAGCCACACUGUGGGUGUCCAGAUCCAGUUUUAAGUUUAAAAUGUGAUGAAAAUAUUUUGAGCAUUACCUCACGGUCUCCAGCUCACACUAGACAGCGCACAACUCUAAUUUUUUUUGUCAUUACGUCUCUGCUUCUGGAUCAGCUAUGAUUCAGUGGUAUAUUGCACUGUUUUGCUGCAGUUACUGUACUUUGAAUGAGUCUACUUUAAGAGUAUACCAAGAAUCCAAUGGGCUUAGUCAUCUGACAAGACAUUUUUAAUCACAUGGAUCUGUUUUUGCUAAGGCAGUUAAGUUUAACAGAAGUAUUACAUGUUAAGAUUGUGUGGAUUAUAUUUAGUAUGGUUUAGGCAUUUUUGUCAUAUUUUACUGCAGAAAUUGCCUUUGUUUUAUGUAGUAUUACAGAGAAAACUGAUACAUGGAUCUAACCCAUCAAGGCAACUCUACAUAUUAAUUUGUACAUCUGAUAAUUAAGGAAGACUCACUUUGAGAAAGAUCAAGAACCUGCAGCUAAAGCAAAGUAAUCAUUGCUUUAUACAGAUGUAUUCUGUUAGACCUUAAGUAAAUGACACUGCUGUUUCUUUGUUUCAGAAUGAAAACACCAAAUGGUACAGUGUGAUUAAAAAUUUCAAACUUGCACAGUUUAGAAUUCAGGUAAAAUACGUCUGUCAGCUGAAACAUUGCACAUUUAUGUUACCAAGAUUAGGCAGUUCCUUUCCUUUAACCACUGCAGUUAUGAUAAUUGCAUAUGAACAUGUUUAAAUAAGUCUGCUGGAAAUGAAGGUGUGUGUAACUAUAGUUGUGUAUGUCAUUGGUGUUUAGCUGGGUAAGGUUCCCUGUUGUAAUUCUGAUCCCCUGGAUUAUGAACAUAUAUCAGAACAGUGAAUGUCAGACAUCAGUAUUCUCCUGUAAAGUUGAUUUUUAUAGGGGGCAUGUCCUGUGCCCCCUGCUUUAUACCUUGUAGAAUUGAAUAUUCCCAGAAACUGCAGUCUUGGACUUAGUGUGUCUAAAUUCUGCGUUUUGGUUCAUAGGUUCUUGGUUGGUACUAGGCUAUCAGCCCUAGGGCCUAUACAAGCCUAGCCAUAACAAUUCCCUGGCUA